AUGGACCUCACCGCGGUCAACGACGCCCAGCGAUACUUGAGCGCGAACAGCCUGGGGAGCCAGGAGGGCAAGAUGCCCGGCGAGGGCGGCGGGUCGAAGCUGGACGAUUCGCAGUUGCAGCGCACCGCGAUGCGCCUCGAGGGCUUCGAGAGCUACAGCACUCUGGCAGCCUUGUUCACUGGCUUCUCCAUGCAGCUACUUUCUUCUGCCAUCAUGACAGAUCAGGUCGAAGGUCAUUCUCCCAUGACGUUCCUCGUCAUCAUGUUCAGUUCCAUCGGCACGCUUUUGGCCUUGUAUUCCACCAUCGUGUUUGCGCUCUGCUGCCUCUACGGGAAGGCGAGCCUGGGCCUGAACAACGACAGUGGUUACCUGACGUUCAUCACGUCCACGGCUGUGUAUCGGGAGCAGGCUUUCGCGUCGCUCCUCUGUUCCAUGAUGAGUUUGUGUGCCACGCUCAUGGCUUUACUCGCUUUGAGGUGCCCUUUGGGCAUGUCUUGCAUUAUCAACGCUGGUUCUGCAUAUUUCUGCUGGAAGUGCCAGGACCACGUGCGGAACAUCAUGGCCGCUGCCCGAGAUCAUGUCUACUGCUAG
Messenger RNA from Prorocentrum cordatum, 591 nucleotides. Lineage: Eukaryota; Dinophyceae; Prorocentrales; Prorocentraceae. The record is from the annotation of a GenBank genome assembly.